This is a messenger RNA of Thunnus maccoyii (southern bluefin tuna), 4407 nucleotides long. It is a transcript of the gene atp6v0a1b, whose product is annotated as ATPase H+ transporting V0 subunit a1b. Gene Ontology annotation, cellular component: vacuolar proton-transporting V-type ATPase, V0 domain; plasma membrane; vacuolar proton-transporting V-type ATPase complex. Gene Ontology annotation, biological process: vacuolar acidification; proton transmembrane transport. The transcript is spliced from 22 exons. Gene Ontology annotation, molecular function: proton-transporting ATPase activity, rotational mechanism; ATPase binding. The record is from RefSeq and is a predicted model, not a curated record. The coding region runs from base 114 to 2729 and encodes 871 amino acids. Lineage: Eukaryota; Metazoa; Chordata; Actinopteri; Scombriformes; Scombridae.
GCGGGCUACAGCUGCAGCGCCUCCCUGCCCAGCGCAGCAUCCAGCAUCCAGCACAGCAGCUGCAGGUCCCAGCGGAUUUUUUUUUCUAGUUGAAGUGGAGUUUGGUGGUCAUCAUGGGGGAACUGUUCAGGAGUGAGGAGAUGACCCUCGCCCAGCUUUUUCUCCAGUCAGAGGCAGCCUACUGCUGUGUCAGCGAGCUGGGAGAACUGGGCAUGGUCCAGUUUAGAGAUCUGAAUCCAGACGUAAAUGUGUUCCAACGCAAGUUUGUGAAUGAAGUGAGGAGAUGUGAGGAGAUGGACAGGAAACUGAGGUUUGUGGAGAAGGAGAUCAAGAAAGCCAACAUCCCAACUGUGGACACUGGAGAAAAUCCAGAGGUGCCUUUCCCAAGGGACAUGAUUGAUCUAGAGGCUACCUUUGAGAAGCUGGAGAACGAACUGAAGGAGAUCAACACCAACCAGGAAGCCCUGAAGAAGAACUUCCUGGAGCUGACGGAACUGAAACACAUCCUCCGUCGAACACAGCAAUUCUUUGAUGAGAUGGAGGAUCCCAAUUUGCUGGAAGAGUCAUCGGCCCUGAUGGAGGGCAGUGAGGGGGGCCGCGGGGCCCCGCUCAGAUUGGGGUUUGUGGCUGGUGUGAUCAGCAGGGAGAGGAUUCCCACCUUUGAGAGGAUGCUGUGGAGGGUGUGUCGCGGUAACGUCUUCUUACGGAAGGCCGAGAUUGAGGACCCUCUGGAGGACCCCACCACGGGAGACCAAGUCCACAAAUCUGUCUUCAUCAUCUUCUUCCAAGGUGACCAGCUGAAGAACAGGGUGAAGAAGAUCUGUGAGGGGUUUCGUGCCUCUCUCUACCCCUGUCCAGAGACCCCACAGGAGAGGAAGGAGAUGCUGGCUGGAGUCAACAGCCGCAUUGAUGACCUCCAGAUGGUGCUGAACCAAACAGAGGACCACCGUCAGCGAGUGUUGCAGGCCGCCUCUAAGACCAUGCGGGUGUGGUUCAUCAAAGUGAGGAAGAUGAAGGCUAUCUACCACACGCUCAACCUCUGCAACAUCGACGUCACCCAAAAAUGUCUGAUUGCUGAGGUGUGGUGCCCUGUAUCAGACCUGGACUCCAUCCAGUUUGCUCUGCGCAGAGGGACGGAGAGGAGCGGCUCGACGGUGCCGUCCAUCCUCAACAGGAUGCAGACCAAGCAGACUCCGCCCACCUUCAACAAGACCAACAAGUUCACGUCAGGCUUCCAGAACAUCGUCGACGCCUAUGGCAUCGGGAACUACCGGGAAAUCAAUCCAGCUCCAUACACUAUUAUCACCUUCCCCUUCCUGUUUGCGGUGAUGUUUGGUGACAUGGGUCAUGGCGUGCUGAUGACCUGUGCUGCCCUCUACCUGGUCAUCCGAGAGAGUCGCCUCCUCGCCCAGAAGAGUGACAAUGAGAUGUUCAACAUGGUGUUUGCUGGUCGCUACAUCAUCCUGCUGAUGGGGAUCUUCUCCAUCUACACCGGCAUCAUUUAUAACGACUGCUUCUCCAAAUCACUCAACAUGUUUGGCUCUGGAUGGAGUGUCAGGCCCAUGUUUGGCACCAAAGGAGCCAACUGGUCGGUUGAGACUCUUGAUGGAAAUGCAGUGCUACAGUUAGACCCAGCUGUUCCCGGUGUGUUCAAUGGGCCUUAUCCUCUGGGAAUUGACCCGAUCUGGAACGUUGCCACCAACAAGCUGACCUUCCUCAACUCAUUCAAGAUGAAGAUGUCUGUCAUCCUGGGUGUCAUCCACAUGCUGUUUGGAGUGUCUCUCAGUCUCUUCAACCACCUGUACUUCAAGAAACCACUGAACAUCUUCCUGGGUUUCAUCCCAGAGAUUGUCUUUAUGUCGAGCCUGUUUGGCUACCUCAUCCUCCUGGUCUUCUACAAGUGGACAGCCUAUGACGCCAUGACCUCCAAGGAUGCUCCCAGCCUGCUUAUCCACUUUAUCAAUAUGUGUCUCUUCAACUACAGUGACCCCACCAACAAGCCCCUCUACCGGGGACAGAUGGGGAUCCAGGUUUUGUUGGUGCUGAUUGCCCUUGCAUGUGUACCCUGUAUGCUGAUUGUGAAAACUAUGGUGCUUCGGCGUCAGCACCUGUGGAAAAAGCACCUGUCCCAGAAGAGGGAAGAAACCCCUGCAGAGAAUCUAGAGCAGUCUUUAGAGCAAACAGGCGUGUCCUCAUCAUGCACCGGACUCACCCAACAGGGCACGCAGAAGUUCGGAGGAGUGCGGGUGGGCAACGGGCCCACGGAGGACGAGGCUGGCAUCAUGGACCACGACCAGCUCUCCCAGCACUCAGAGGAGGGAGAUGAGCACUCAGAGGAAGAGCCGUUUGACUUUGGUGACGUAGCUGUCCACCAGGCCAUCCACACCAUAGAGUACUGUCUGGGAUGCAUCUCCAACACUGCCUCCUACCUGCGCCUCUGGGCCCUGAGUCUGGCUCAUGCACAGCUGUCAGAGGUGCUGUGGUCUAUGGUGAUGCACCUGGGUCUGUCCUCCCGGAGCGGGGGCGGGUUCUUCGGCCUGUCGAUCAUCUUCUCGGCCUUCGCCACUCUCACAGUCGCUAUCCUGCUCAUCAUGGAGGGGCUGUCAGCCUUCCUGCAUGCCCUGCGUCUGCACUGGGUGGAGUUCCAGAAUAAGUUCUACUGUGGCCAGGGCUUCAAGUUUGUCCCCUUCUCAUUUGAGAGCAUCCUGGAUGGACGAUUUGACGAGUGAUCAGGCCUCAGCCCCUCCAGCAUGAGCCAGCAGGGUCCCCAGCCUUCCCUCCUCUGUGUAUGUACUUGUGUGUGUGUGUGUCGGUGUGCAUGAGCCCAAGUGCAACCCUCUGUCACCCUCUAUUGGCAAUUUGUGAAACUUUAUUGUGUAUGAACUAUAAUGUAUUCCUUGUAAAUGUUUUUUUUUUCCAGUGUGCGCGUACCUAUAUUGAUUCCUCCUCUGCUAUUGUGCAGUACCAUCACUGUACUGAGCACUCAGUGUGUUCACCACCAUUAAGUUAUCCAUUAACAAAUACAUUUAGAGAAGUCUGUGUCGUUAUACUCAUAAACCUUUGCAUUUCUGUGUCAUAUGCUAUAGUGAGUGUGGAUUAAAGUUGCCCCUCUGUUGGAGGAGGGCUAAAAACCAGGCUUUCUCAGUGUGGUCAGACAAACUGAACCAGAAUCCAGAGUUGAGAUAAACUACUUCAAAACUGUAUCCUGUGAAGGCACCUUAAGUAUAUGUACCGCUUGGAACAGUUAGGCAGUGGGAAAACCUUUAAAUAUCCAUCCAGCUCAUGAAAUGACUAUGUAAGACCAGCUGUCCUCUUUCUCCUGUGUAAUCAGAUCAUUUACACACAGCCAUUAUAGAAAACCCAGUGUUCACACUUAGCUUGAAGUUUUACCGUAAAUCUGUUGCUCCAUCCAAAAGAGAAAAUUAUCAGACGGUGCUAUGGAAUAAUGAUAUUGAGAUAAAAGACAGAGGAAUUGUUCUAUUGCCCAUUUGUAUGCAGUCAGAAUACAUUUCAUUCAUCAUGUUAAUGUGUUUAACUUGCAGCAUGGGUUAACUUCUGCCAUAGCUAGUUUAGAUACAGUUCAAUUGUUUCUGAAAUAAGAUAAUAUGGAGUUGUAAGACCACAGUUCAACAUGUGGCAAUAAUUGUGGUAUUACAAAAGCAAUAUGGUUCCUCUCAGUAUUCGAUCAGUAUAUCCAGAAAUCACAUUUUUCAUUUCCAUUUAAUUUUACAAUAAACUCCAGCAGUUUAGCGAAUCAGUGUAUGUAUAUUAUUUGUUACUAUAUAUCAUGGUAAGAUGAAGACAUGGUGUCCUCUGUGCUGUGAUCUGUGGAUUCCCUGUGCUCAUUCUAUGUCAAUCGUUGUUGUAAAACCAGUUGAAGAAUUGAACUGAUCCAUUUAACCUAAAAUGUCAGACUUCACUGUGUGGAAUUACUUCCAGUUGCUGCGGAAAUGUAGGAAAUAAUAUCACCAAUGAAAUAACUGUGGCAGAACUUUGUCCAUCCUUUGUUUCUGAAAAAAAAAAUUCUUCCAACAUAUUUUAAGCUCAAGUUAAAUUUGAAAUCACAGUGCACAGCAUUUCCAACAAGCCACUCCAUCCAAUAGUCACCACAACCAUUAAGAGUUAAAAAUGUGAAUAUUUAUGCUGUUCUGCACUGAAAUAUUCAGUAACAAUCAUGUUCAUCUGAUAAUCAUGUUUAUUGAUGCUGAGUGUCAUUUCAGUAUUUGUUUGGUGUUUUACUUUAUGAAUACAAAUAUAAGUGAUUACAUAAAAUGUUUCUUGUAUUUGUAUUUGCAUUUGGAUGCCAAAUGACUGCAGAACAAGAGCCUCUAAACAACAAAUGCAACUGAUGUUGGUCAGUAACUGGUGAGAUUGUUCAAUGUGUUUGUGAUCAAUAAUAAACAAAGA